Molecule: messenger RNA, 745 nt
Organism: Dermatophagoides pteronyssinus (European house dust mite)
Lineage: Eukaryota; Metazoa; Arthropoda; Arachnida; Sarcoptiformes; Pyroglyphidae
Source: RefSeq, a predicted model, not a curated record
AUGUCACGGCAUUCUCAUUCCGCUUCCUGUGAUAGCAGAAAAAGUACCAAUACUUCUGUGUCCUGUUCGUGUGAUAGCAAAAAAAGUUCCAAUCACUCGGCAUCCUGUUCAUGCUCAACAUCAGGCUCAACGGUAUCAGGAUCAACAUCACAAUCGACAAGCAAAAGUUGCUCUUGUUGUUGUUCGUCAACAAAUCAAAGUAAAACAAAAUCUUCGACAUCAUCAUCAACAUCUUACAUGACAACUGAUUUUGAUGAGGGAAUUGAAUCUACGAUUGGUUCGAAAAUAUUUCAUGCCGUUGACGAUAUGGUAGAUGUGGCAUUAUCUCAAGCUAAUCAUGAACUUGAUACCCAAUAUGUAUCCGGAUCAGGAGCGUCGUCCUGUGCGUCUAGAUCCUUGAACACGACAUAUAUUUCUGGAUCGAGUGCUGUAUCAUCAUGUGUUUCGAAGAAUAACUAUUCUGGCCGCAAUUUCAAUCAAGCAAAACUAGUAUCAACAUCAAGCAACCAAGGUGUACCAACCAGUUUAUUUAGUAAUUCGACUGUUUCGAAAAAAUCGUCGAUGAACACUUCCACUAAACCAUCUUCAAGAGCUCAAUCGAAAACAUCAUCAACAUCGAAUACAAGUAAAGCAUCAUCGACCACUUCCGGUUUAAACCUAAGCAAAAACAGAUCAACGCAUACAAGUGGCAGAAAAUCUCUUCACAAAUAAAAUUGGUCGAACUUUAUUUUAAAAUUGAUCAUUA